Plasmodium coatneyi is the source of this 540-nucleotide messenger RNA. RefSeq lists its product as uncharacterized. Gene Ontology annotation, biological process: tRNA threonylcarbamoyladenosine modification; telomere maintenance via recombination. Bases 1 to 540 code for a protein of 179 amino acids. The record is from RefSeq and is a predicted model, not a curated record. Lineage: Eukaryota; Apicomplexa; Aconoidasida; Haemosporida; Plasmodiidae. Gene Ontology annotation, cellular component: cytosol; nucleus; EKC/KEOPS complex. The transcript has 4 exons.
AUGCAGAGGGAACUGCACAUCGCAGACGAAACUGUUAGUGUAACCAUUGAAGUGUUUAAAAAUGUCACCAACGCGAAGGAGCUUCUAAAGGUGUACAAUGAGAAAACGCAGGCUGGAGACCCUGACUUGCGCCGCUUCUUUCUCCUGUUAGAUGGCCAACUGAUUUUCAGUGACAACCACAUCCUGCACAGCCUCUACAGAGCGUAUCACAACGUCUUAACAAAAAAAAGGGUCACGAGAAAUAUCGUGCUGGAGGUUUUCUUCUUCCUAUCUGCUCACGAAAAUAUCAACGAAUGCCUCAAGCAGUACCAAAUGCGGGAGUCCUCCUCUUCGGUCAUUUACGUUGGUGUCAACAUUCCACAGGAUGAGGUGCACUCCUUCACGGACCUGAUAUGCGGUCAGCAGACCAGCGUGGACGACAUCCGCUUCCUACACGACGAGAAACAAAUUAUGCAGAACUUCAAGUGCACAGGGGAAGUGGCAAAUCUCGAGCGCUUCAUCUAUCACACCAUCGCCUCGAAGAAGCUUAACUUAGGGUGA